Messenger RNA from Racocetra fulgida, 452 nucleotides. Lineage: Eukaryota; Fungi; Glomeromycota; Glomeromycetes; Diversisporales; Gigasporaceae. The record is from the annotation of a GenBank genome assembly.
GAACUUUAAUUAAUAGUUUUCUAUCUUUCGUAAAACUUUUUCCUACGAAGAAACUGGACAAAGAAAGCAUUGAUGACAAGAUUAUUAAAAGUUCAGAACGAAUAUAUCCGGUAAAACAAUGUGAGACAAGAUUAGACCCAGAAGUCUCAAAGGAGUUAAAGGAAUUAAGUGAAAAAAAAAUAUGCGGAACUUCAAAUAAGGUGAUGCAAAUUCAAGAAAAAACAAAUAAGGUGAUGCAAAUUCAAGAAAAACACCCUUUUGGCUUAGCUUUAAAGUUACUUGAAGAACUUAUUGAUAAUUUGCGCUUGACAAGAUUAAAAAAAAUAUCUCCAAAUAAAACAGAAAUGGAAAUUAUUUCUCGACUUCUGUCUGGUUUGUCAACUGGUAUCAUAAAAAAAUCAAUUACUGCAGAAUAUGAUGAAGAGAAGAUAAUAGAUAGUAAGAAAGAUUAA